This is a messenger RNA of Spirometra erinaceieuropaei, 3544 nucleotides long. Lineage: Eukaryota; Metazoa; Platyhelminthes; Cestoda; Diphyllobothriidea; Diphyllobothriidae. The record is from the annotation of a GenBank genome assembly.
AUGGCUCGGGAUCUGGCGCGCUACGAGGUAGACAUCCCUGCACUCAGUGACAUUCGGUUCUCCGAACAAUGCCAACUGGAGGAGGUGUGUUCCGGUCACCCCAGGGCAGAGCGACGGGAUGCGGGCGUUGCCUUUACCGCCUGGAACGAUAUCGUGGGAAGACUGCCCCGUCUGCUACACGGUAUCAACGAUCACUUGCCUCUACAGGGAAUAAAAUCCGCCAUCAUCGUCAGCGUCUACGCCCCCACCCCCCACCCCCGAUGAGCAGCCCUCAUACUGCAAAAAACAAAUUCUACGAGGGUCUGCACGCCCGCCUGACGACAGCGGCGAAGGUCGAUAGAUUAGUUGGCCUUAGCGACUUUAACGCUCGCGUCAGUACAGACCAUGCUGUCUGGAGAGGAGUUCUGGGUCCCCAUGGUCUCCAUGGUUUUAACGACAAUGGCCUGCUCCUCCUACGAACCUGUGCAGAACACCGGUUCAUCCUAACCAACACCUUCUUCCGUCUUCCGAUACGAGAGAAGGCCACCUGGAUGCACUCUCAGUCACAACAAUGGCACUUGCUGGACUAUGUCCUCGUCCGGAGGCGAGACCAGCGGGACGUGCUGCUGACAAAGGCGAUCCCGGCUGCCGACUGGGGGACCGAUCAUUUCAUCUCGUCAUCUCGGAGAUGCGGAUUCGUCGACAACCUCGCAGGAGACCUCAAGUUAAGCGACCCCCAAGCAAGCUGAAUACUUAUUUGUUGUUUUUGACUGCUAGCCAUCUUCAUUUCAGCAACGAGCUAGCUCGACAGCUAGCUAACCUACCAGUCGCCGUCCGCCGCCAUCGAGGAGAACGCCUCCGUGGAGAGCCGAAUGUGUCGACUGCGGAACACAGUCCAGUCGACGGCCCCGGCUGUCCUCGGUCGCACACGUCGUCAACAUCAGGACUGAUUUGAUGACGACGACGCCGCCAUCAGCAACCUGCUCGUCGAGAAGAACCGUCUUCACAAAGCCCACCGACGACAAUAAAGCAGCCUUAUAUUGUAGUAGCAGCCUUGUGCAACAGCGGCUGCAGGAGAUGCAGGACGGUGGGACGGCUCGAAAAGUCGAUGAGAUUCGAUGGUACGCGAACCGGAACGAACGGAAGAAUAUCUUCUCCGCGAUCACGGCUGUUUACAGCCCCACAACCAAAGCAGCUGCACCUUUUCUCAGCGACGAAGGAAGUACCCUGAUCACCGGGAAGACACACAUCCUACAGCGUUGAGCCGAGAACUUCACAGGUAUCGCCAAACGUGCCUCCAUCCUCUCCGACGCCGCCAUCGCCCGUGUGCCUCAGGUGGAGACCAACUCCGACCUCGAUCUCCCGCCCUGUCUCCGCGAAGCCAUCAUGGCAAUGUAGCAACUCUCCGGCAGGAGGGCGCCCCGAUCAGAAGAGAUCCAUGUUGAAAUCGACAAGCACGGUGUCCCAAAUCGUGGAUCAUGUGACGGCGCUCUUCCAGGAGAUAUGGCUUCAAGAAAGAGUCCCGCAGGAUUUCAAGGACGCCACAAUCGUGCACUUCUACAAGCGGAAAGGGAACCGCCAAAUCUGCGGUAACCAUCGAGGCAUUUCCGUAGUGAACAUCGCCGGGAAAAUUUUAGCUCGCAUCCUUCUCCACCGGCCUGGGCAAUUAUCUGGAACAAGGUCUCCUGCCGGAAAGGCAGUGCGGCCUCCGCCGUCAUCGUAGGACCGCCGACACGAUCUUCGUCGUCCGCCAACUGCUGGAAAAGUGCCAGGAGAUGCGCAUCAACUCCUAUUCUACCUUCGUGGAUCUGAUGAAAGCUUUCGACAUGUUGAAUCGCGAAGAACUGUGGAAAAUCAUGCAGAAAUUCGGCUGUCCGGGACAAUUCACUCAUGUGGCGCGUCAGCUCCACGAUGGCAUGAUGGCGCGAGUCACAGUCAAUGGAACUGUCUCAGAGGCAUUAGCAUUGACCAACGGAGUGAAGCAGGGUUGCGUCCUCGCUCCUAUCCUCUUCAGUCUCGUGCACCCUGUCAUGCAAAUGGACGCCUACUGUGACGAACGCCUCGUGAUCCGCGUGACCUACAGGAUAGACGACCGCCUCCUGAAUCGGUGGCGGAUGCACUUCCAGUCGCUUGUAUCCACAACCACCGUCCACGAACUUCUGUUCGCCAAUGACUACGCCCUCAAUUCAACUAAUGAAGGCGACAUGCAAAGAAGCAUGGACCUAUUCGCGCCGCCUGCUACAACUUCGUCUGGUCAUCAACACGGAGAAGACGGUGGUCAUCUAUCAACCGCCACCCGACGCUGCCUACGUUGCGCCGUAAAUCAGCGUGAACUGCACUCAACUGCAUGUGGUAGACAACUUCACGUAUCUGGACAACAUCCUCACCCUAACCACAAGACCGAUGAUUAAGUGUUCCGUCGGAUUUCCACGGCCAGUCAAGCGUUCGGUUGUCUAAAAAACACAGUUUGGAAUCGUCAUGGUCUUCAAUUCAGCACGAAACUGAGGAGGUACAGAUCCGUCAUCCUACCGACGUUGCUGUAUGAAGCAGAGAUCGGGACGGUGUACAUGCAACAGGCACGCAAACUCAACCUCUCCCACCACAGCUGUUUUCGUCGAAUACUGAAGCUGAGGUAGCAGGACCGGAUCCCAGACACGAACGUACUGAAGCGGACGGGAAUCCUCAGCAUCUACGCUAUGCUGGGACAAUUAUUACUACGCUGGAGCGCCACCUCGUACGGAUGGACGACGAGAGAGUACCCAAACGACACUCCAAUGGAGAUGUCGUGACAGGUUCACGCCGAAAAGAAGGUCAAGUCAGGCGUUACAAAGAUACUCUAAAGACCCCCCUGAAGUGCCUACAGAUUAACCCGGCAAACUGGGAAGACCUCGUCCGAGACCGACCUACGUGGAGGAGAACAGUAAAGGCGGGCGCGGCAAUCUUCGAAGACAACCGCACCGCCGCCACCAACGCCAAACGCGAGACACGCAAAUCUCAACUGCCGCCGCUGCCUCCGCCGCCACCUCACAACGUCAACGCCCAACCGCCUCCAACGUGUCCACGAUGUCAACGGACGUUCCGGGCGCCGACUGUAGUUGUUGGACACCUCCGGACCAACUGUAUCACUCGGACUGCACCAACCAUCUUAUCUCCACCCACAUCCCCGUCGCCUCCAACGUCGUCAACAAACGUUGAUCGCCCUCCCCGACCACCAUUACCACCCUCCUCCUCCUCCUCCCCCUCCUCCUCCUCCUCCUCCUCCUCCUCCUCCAAGGCCUCAAGGUCUGCCUCUGUGGCGUCUGCCAGACCCAUCAACACUGCGCACAAUCCUGACACACCAAAAUACACUGUCACCGCCUCCCUCAACACCAGUGAUAUGGAACUAAUCUAUGUCUGUCCUCAUUGCAAUAGCACCUUCGCCUCACACAUCGGUCUCGUCGGUCAUUUGCAAAUCCAUCGCACAGCGACUGGCGAACCAGUGCCUAGAGCACCAACCUACAUCCGCCGCAUCCGCCUCCACUGUCCACAUUGCACUCACACAUUUUUUCACUGCAGGGUCUAUUAG